Molecule: messenger RNA, 1053 nt
Organism: Triplophysa dalaica
Lineage: Eukaryota; Metazoa; Chordata; Actinopteri; Cypriniformes; Nemacheilidae
Gene: sprb
Product: sepiapterin reductase b
Exons: 3
Coding region: 134-943 (269 amino acids)
Biological process (GO): tetrahydrobiopterin biosynthetic process
Molecular function (GO): sepiapterin reductase (NADP+) activity
Source: RefSeq, a predicted model, not a curated record
UCCCCUUUUUAUGGCUCAUACUGCUAGUGCGAAAAUGAAUUGGUUUCGCUUCGGUCUCUCGAGAUAAAAGGCCCUCAGACUGCUGAGACGCAUCAGAUCAUCGGCGAGCAGCUUCUUCAAACGACUUCUGAAGAUGGAAAUAAUCUCCGGCGAGCGUAAGGAUCUGGGCAGAGCUCUGUGCAUCAUCACAGGAGCGUCGAAAGGUUACGGCCGGACGCUGGCCGUACAGCUGAGCUGUCUGAUGAAGCCCAGGUCCGUUCUCAUGCUGGUGGCCAGAAGCGCGGAUCAGCUCAACAAGGUGAAGGAGGACGUCAGGGCACUGAACGACGGACACAAGAAGCUGGACGUCCGCUGCGUGCAGGCAGACUUAGAGAAGACGGAGGGGGUGGAGAAAACCAUGCAGGCAAUUAAAGACACGUCUUCAUCCGACAUGGACCACUUCCUUCUGAUCAACAACGCAGCCUCUCUAGGUGACGUGUCGCGCUCGGCGCUGACGUUCACAGACCCCGCAGAGGUCAACCAUUACCUCUCUCUCAAUGUAAGCUGCGUGCUCAGCCUGACGGCCCGUGUGCUGCAGGCGUUUCCUCAGCGCGUCGGUCUGCAGCGGACGGUGGUCAACAUCAGCUCGUUGUGUGCGCUCAAACCCUUUCCAUCGUGGGUUCUGUACUGCACCGGGAAGGCGGCCCGUGACAUGAUGUUCAGGGUGCUGGCGGAAGAGGAGCCUGACGUCCGAGUUUUGAGUUAUGCUCCAGGUCCUCUGGACACAGACAUGCAGCUUCAAGCCCGUCGUUUCUCUGGCGACUUGAAUCUCAGACAGUCUUUCUCCACCAUGUUUUCUGAAGGACAGCUGCUCUCCUGUGAGGAGUCUGGUGCCAAACUCAUGAAACUUCUGCUGGACGACGAGUACCGGUCAGGGGCUCAUGUAGACUUCUAUGAGCUCUGACGAGACUAAAAUCACAAAUGACAAGCUUGUGUACAUAGUACUUAUUUCUAUUGAUUUUAUGGUACGGCAUGUUGUUUAUAUAUUUAUGUGUUGUAUUAAUAAAGGCUUUA